AGUUAGUUACGUAACUGGGGUUGGCCGCCUUGCUCGGCCCAAGCCACACCUGCGAGGCUCCAACAUCCAACCGGCGACCAAGCGACUUUGGAGCUUCUGUUCAAGCCCUCAACGACCGACAGCAGAAACCAGCCUGCACCAUGUUCCUGGACCCUCCGACAUAUUUGGCGUCGCUGCAAGGCAACAUCCGCCAGCGGCCAAUUCCUUGGGAAGGCGCCGUGCGCGCGGGCACCUUGACCGAGGACCAACUCGCCCGCAUCCGCGCCGUCGACAAGGUCAAGCGAGAUGUGCGCAAGCAGAUUGUCGAGGACGACCUGGACGGUUAUCGCAUACUGUUUGUGGGCGACCCGGGAACGAAGAGCGUUCUCGAGUCUGCCUCGAAGCGCCAGGAUGUGGUGCAGUACAUCCUCGUCCUGCUAGGCGACCUGCUCGAGAGCGUACCAGCGCUCGCCAAGGCUAUCAUCCGGGCCGGCGACCCCUACCGAUACUUCCUCCCCCUCCUAGCGCGCUCUUCCAACCCCGACGAUCCGAUCCCCCUUCUUACUUCGACGGUACUCGUCAGUCUCAUGGCUGGAUCCAGAGACGAAUCGGCCACCGCGAUUGAUACGGCCCUUCCCGUCAUAUUCAGCUACUUGUCAUCCCUGACCAAGAACUCGGAUGCUGGGCUCCAAGACAUUGGCGUACAGGAGUACUCGUCCCUCCUGUACGGGGCAGCGCCGAGGCGGCAGUUUUGGAAGCAGAGGAGCGAAACGGUCGCCCCGCUAGUUGAGAUUCUCCGAGCGGCGGCUGGCGUCGGUAACAAGGACGCCUCCGCCAGCCUCUGGAGCGGCACGGCGGGGUCGACUGGCAGCAGCCUUGGGGGCUCCCUCGGGGGCGGUGUUGGCCUCCAGCUCCUAUACAGGGUGCUGCUGGUAAUGUGGCAGCUGAGCUUCGAGUCUGCCUCUAUCGGUGAUGAUCUUAACGAUGAGUACGACAUCGUCCUGCUCUACACACAGCUCCUCCGCCUCUCGCCAAAGGAAAAAACCACCCGCCUCCUCGUCUCGACGCUCCUGAACCUCCUGAUUCACAACCAAAACACGCUCCUCCCCACUGCCGUCCUGGCCCGGCUCCCCUCCCUGCUACAGAAUCUCAAGACGCGCCAGUUCGCCGACCCCGACCUGCGGGAGGACAUGGACCGGCUCCGCGAGCUCCUGGACGAGUACACCAAGACCAAGACGACCUUUGACGAGUACGUGGGCGAGCUCAACUCGGGCCACCUGCGGUGGUCGCCGCCGCACCGCAACGCCGUCUUCUGGGCCGAGAACGCGCGCAAGAUUGUCGAGUACGAAAACGGCGCGCUGGUGCAGCGCCUGGCCGAGAUCAUGAAGAAGCCGUGGGAUAACGACAAGGCCGUGCUCGCCAUCGCCUGCAAUGACAUUGGCUACCUCGUGCGCGAGGUGCCCGAGAAGAGAGGCCAGCUGGAGCGCCUGGGACUCAAGACGCGCGUCAUGGAGCUCAUGGGCGAGGCGGACGAGAAUGUGAGGUGGGAGAGCCUGCGGGCGCUCGGCGGGUGGUUGCAGUACAGCUUCGAUACGAAGUAAGGGGACUGGACGUUACCAGCGACCGGGGGGAGAUAGCAGCCUAGCAUUUGUGUGUGUGGUUGGCGGUUCAUGUCUGUUUUUUUAUCUGUUUACCCGCUUGGGCGAUGAUGGCCUGUGGCCUUGUUUUCGAGACGACAACAUCGGCAUCUGGAAAUGGCACUUAGACUGGCUCGAGUUCGGUCGAACUACUUGUACCUUACUUGUAGUUGAAAUACAUUUUGGCGUGGGCUCUGCCUUUUCUUAUCUGUGGAUUUGUCUCAUUAGGAAAUUCUGCAGCAAUCAUCAAGCACAUUUUGGCCAUGCCGGCAAUCUAGGAGAGGCAAACGGUCCAAGUUCACACAGGUAGUUACCUAUAUAUACAGUAGAUACCUACCCCAUCGUAUAAGACUGAUUUGGAAUGCGGCCAUCGGCCCCGCCCUUAGUUAUCUUAUCAAAUCUCCAAGCUGCU
Thermothelomyces thermophilus ATCC 42464 is the source of this 2028-nucleotide messenger RNA. RefSeq lists its product as uncharacterized. Gene Ontology annotation, biological process: proton transmembrane transport. Bases 141 to 1580 code for a protein of 479 amino acids. The record is from RefSeq and is a predicted model, not a curated record. The transcript has 3 exons. NCBI's taxonomy places the organism in Eukaryota, Fungi, Ascomycota, Sordariomycetes, Sordariales, Chaetomiaceae. Gene Ontology annotation, cellular component: vacuolar proton-transporting V-type ATPase, V1 domain; fungal-type vacuole membrane. Gene Ontology annotation, molecular function: proton-transporting ATPase activity, rotational mechanism.